AUGUUUCGGCGCGGUUUAUCAGACGCAGAAAUUGCGGAUUUGAUCAAUCAUAGCGACACUCUGGAUAAUGUAGAGAGUGAUUCAGACGAUUCUGAAUGCAAUGGUGUGUUUGAAGAAGACGAGAUUGAUGACAGUUUGUCUUCAGAUGAAGACGAGAAUGAUGUUGAAGGUGUUGCUUCAAAUCCAGCAGCUGUGCCGUAUCCGAAAGACAGUGAGUGGACUGCAGUUGACACCUACCGACCUCUGCCUGUCAACACGACACCCAGGCAGAUACUAGUGGAUAUUGAUGAGUCGAGUUCUGUACUGGAUUGCAGUAAAGUGUUCCUUACUGACAGUGACGUAAAUGAACUCAAGAGACAGACAAAUUUGUAUGCAUCACAGACAAUACAGAAGAAAAGAAGAGGAAAUAAUCUGAAGCCCCAUUCAGUUUUGAGUUCGUGGAAGCCAGUGACUAUAAGUGAGAUGAGGCGUUUCUUGGGUAUUAUUUUCCACAUGUGUGUUUCGAAAAAGCCCAAAAUUGCGGACCAUUGGAGCACUAAUCCUGUUCUUAGUUGUAACUUUUGUCCCCAUGUCAUGAGCCGUUUGCGUUUCACUCAGAUAUUGUCAUGCUUGCAUCUUGUUGACAAUUCAAAUCAGAAAAAACCAGGCGAAGAUGGAUUUCAUCCACUUUACAAAGUUUUGCCAUAUUAUAAUAAUUUGAAGGAGCGAUGUAUCCAGGCAUAUCGUCCCUCAGAAAAAGUGACAAUUGAUGAAGGAAUUUGCCCAUUUCGAGGUCGUGUGAGUUUCCGUGUUUACAUGCAAAAUAAGCCUCAUAAGUAUGGACUGAAAGUAUAUGCUGUUGCUGAAGCCAGUAGUGGCUAUGUUGUAAAUUUUGAAGUUUAUGCUGGUAAGCAUAUUGUUGACAAUUCUUCGUCUGCGGUUAUUUUGCGAUUGUUGUCUGACAGCAGCUUGCUGAACAAAGGCCACACUGUGUAUUUAGAUCGAUUUUAUUCCAGUCCAGAGCUAUUUCAGCAACUGGCAGAGAAAGGCACUGGAGCUGUUGGUACUGUGAACAAAUCCAGGAAAGGAUUGCCUAAAGAUUUAGUAUCUGCUAAGCUGAAAAAGGGCGAAAUGUCUUUUCGGCGUAAAGAUAAUGUAUUGGCAAUGAAGUGGAAAGAUAAGAGAGAUGUGUAUACAUUGUCUACAAGGCAUCAAGCAACAUUUGGUACGCAUACUAAGAGAAAUGGGUCUGUAGUAUUGAAACCACUUCAGGUACUUGAUUACAACCUCAAUAAAAUUGGAGUGGAUAUUGGAGACCAACGCCUGCAGUACAAUCCGUUCCAGCACAGAACUGUGAAAUGGUGGCGAAAAUUAUAUUUCCAUUUGCUGCUUAUGGGAGUAUCAAAUGCAUUUUGGCUGUACAAUGCAGUGCACAGGAAGAAAAUUACAAUAACAGACUUUAUAACAGUGCUUGCAGUUCAGCUUGUUGAAGACGACACACUUGAAUUCAUUCCAAGAAAUGAAGGAACUGUAGGUCGGCUAACAAAGAGACAUUUUUUGCAGCACAUACCUGCAACUACUAAGAAGUAUUCCUGCACGUGUAUUGAUUAUAGCAUUAAGUUAAAUAUGUGCAAGCAUAUACAUAAUGUUUGCGAACGAGACAGUACAGAACAAAAUCCUUUUGAAAUUUCUGAAUUACAAGAUGCAGUAGCUACAAAUGUUGGAGAUAUGUCUUGCAUUAAUGAGAAAGAAGUGAUUCUGAAGCAAGUUAAUGUAGGUGCUGUUCCCACCAGUAGUGGUAUCUCUUUCAUUAGCCCACAAAGAAGUCUCAAGAGGAAACUUGUGCCCCAGAGGAGGCUGUUUUCAACAAAGAAGACAAGUUCCUCAAAACGCAUAUCCAUGGCAGUUCCUAAUGCAGAAGAAACCAACAACAUCCUGAGAACACUUCUGGAUGAAGAGCCUGACACUGAGUGUGAUCAGCAAGGUUUUGGUAUGCCAUGGCAGCAAGAGCUUCCUCACACCACACCACGUAUGAGAUUAAUUCUGCGUUAUGCGCAAUACUGA
This is a messenger RNA of Schistocerca americana (American grasshopper), 2043 nucleotides long. Its product is annotated as piggyBac transposable element-derived protein 4-like. Lineage: Eukaryota; Metazoa; Arthropoda; Insecta; Orthoptera; Acrididae. Bases 1 to 2043 code for a protein of 680 amino acids. The record is from RefSeq and is a predicted model, not a curated record. Gene Ontology annotation, molecular function: zinc ion binding. The transcript is spliced from 5 exons.